ACGACCAGCCGGCAACCAUUAUUUCUUUACUCCCCACCAAGAAUCUUCUGGAAAUCACUCCAUUCUUCCACCGUGUCCCCACCUCUCCGGCCAUUUUCCGGCCACUUUUGCUUUCAUAGUUCAAGUGAUUUGCAAAAGGAUCAAUGGCGACUUCACCGGUGGAGAAAACCGGUGAAAUGACCGGAGAGACUAGUAGAACUAUUCCGACGCCGUUUUUGACUAAAACAUACCAGCUUGUUGACGAUCCGGCAUCCGACGAUAUGAUUUCGUGGAACGAGAAUGGAACAGCGUUCGUUGUUUGGCGACCGGCCGAAUUCGCUCGAGAUCUGCUUCCGAAAUACUUUAAACACAAUAAUUUCUCGAGCUUCAUUCGACAACUAAACACAUAUGGGUUUAGGAAGAUAGUAUCUGAUCGUUGGGAAUUCGCGAAUGAUUACUUUCGUAAAGGUGAAAAAUCGCUUCUACGAGAGAUUCACCGUAGGAAAAUAUCUAUUGCUCCGGCUACACAACCUACGUCCGCGGUAGCAACUGCGAUCCCCUUAGUGACUAUGCCGAUUACCACAUCUUCUCCAGGAAAUUCAAGUGAAGAACUAGGCGGAUCAUCAAAUUCAUCACCGAUUGCUACGAUGAUCAAUGGCCAAACGUGUACCUCAAGGACGCAUCUUCUGGAGGAAAACGAACGAUUGAAGGAACAAAAUUCUAGUUUGAGAUGUGAACUUGAUCAUCUAAGAAGUAUGUGUUGCAAUGUUGUUACUAUGAUGUCGAAUUUCAUUGUAGGACCACCAGAGAUUGAAUCGUCGGAGAAGGUGGUUGAAGGUAGUGCUAGUGAUCCGAUGGUGGAAGAUAAGAUGUGUCCGCGGUUAUUUGGGGUGUCGAUUGGCGCAAAACGUGUGAGGAGUACUACGCAACAAACCUAAUGUAAAUUUAGUAUUUAGUUGUACUGAUUUCUAUUCUUAAUGUAAAAGUCUCAAAAACACGAAAGGAAGUGUUGACAUCAAUAGAGGAGACGGAAAAUAUCGUUGGUGCGAGGGGCCGGAUGUUACAAAAAUGUUUCAGUUGCAAGAAGUUACAUCAAUGCCUUUAUAUAAAUGGAAUGUAUAUUUAAGAAUUUAUUUAUAAAAAA
Helianthus annuus (common sunflower) is the source of this 1123-nucleotide messenger RNA. RefSeq names its product heat stress transcription factor B-2b. Lineage: Eukaryota; Viridiplantae; Streptophyta; Magnoliopsida; Asterales; Asteraceae. The coding region runs from base 144 to 917 and encodes 257 amino acids. Gene Ontology annotation, biological process: regulation of transcription by RNA polymerase II. The transcript has 3 exons. Gene Ontology annotation, cellular component: nucleus. Gene Ontology annotation, molecular function: DNA-binding transcription factor activity; RNA polymerase II cis-regulatory region sequence-specific DNA binding. The record is from RefSeq and is a predicted model, not a curated record.